AUGAAUUCCAAGUAUAAAGACAUAUUUAGCGAUGACUACUCCAAAUUCAAAACUGAAGAUCAGCUUGUUGAUGCAAAUUGGUAUCAAUAUAGUGGCUCAUCGGUCUUUAUCAAAAAAUUGAAUAUCAAUAUUAUGAUCAGUAGAAUUGCCUACUCAAUUAUUGGUGUGAAGAAUUAUCCGAUUACAAGUUUUUUAUCUGUUCAGCUUUUUGAUAAUAAUUGGAAUGAAUUGAAUUAUUUUCCAAAUAACAUAAUAAAGGACAAGUUUCCCACAAUUUUAAAUAUUCCAUUUUAUUAUCAUACUAAUAAAGGAGCUAAAUAUUUUGGACCCGAAGAUCCCAGGGUUAUAUUAAAACCCAAUUUUAUAAACAAUAAUAUUGACGAAGAGCCUGUGAUUAUCUUUAAUAUGGAUUUAGGAGAUGAAAUUGAUAAUAUCAGAGCUAUGCAUGCUUAUUUACCAUUUCAAAAGCAUUUAAUUCAUUUUCAAAUAAUCGGGGAAACUGUUAAAAAAAAGGAAAAAAACUGGAAACCCUUUAUUGAUGAAAAAGAUUAUCUCGAUAAUGACCAUUUAAUUGAAAUUAAAUAUCAAAUUGGAGUCAAUUCAAAAUUUGGGUAUAUUAAUUUUAUCUAUAAUAUAUCGCCAUUAACUAUAUUAAAAUGCAAUUUAGACAAUGGAUUAUGCCUAAAAACUUAUCAAGAAUUAGCUGAUAUAAAUAAAAAUACUAAUGAAAACAAUGAAAUCAGUGUUAUGAGAGGAGGUACAAAUUUAUUUCCCAUAAAGGGGUUAUUAAGAGAGAAAUUUAAUAAUAAUUUACAGGAAAUAUUAAAGAAUAAGUUUGAAAGAAAGGAUAUUUGGAUUGGGUUUGCAAAGACCCAUUUGAAAAAUUGUGGAUGUGGUGAAAGAAUAUAUAGACCACAUUUAUUUCUUUUCAGUAAGGAAAAUAGCGAAAAUAAGAAAUAUAAAAUUGAGUUAAUCAGUUCAAGCGUUGAUUUUAACAUUGAAGUAUUAUCAUGGGAUGAAGAAUUGCCAAAUGAUCAAGCAUGUUUUUCAAAAUUCAGUGUUUUAAUGCCUAAUAGUGUAGCAUAUUGGGAUUUAGUUGAUAAUCAAUAUACAGAGGAAGAUUAUAUGGGGAUAACAUUGUCUGAAUCGGAUUCCAAUGUUAUUGUUAUACAUGUCAGAGGUAUGUUAAAGUAUUUAUUAAAUUCUUUAAAUAAAGAAGAAACAAUAUAUAUAGAUAAGAAGUUAGAAAAUGAUCAAGAUAAAGGAAAGAAGAACGAAAAAAAGAAUAAUCUUCUAGUUGAAAUAGAAUCAAGAAAGAUGGUUGAAUGUGUAAUUGAAAAAGCUAAAAGGUAUUGUGAAGAGUAUGGAUUUAGUCAUAAAAAGAUCGAGAAUCUUGAUUAA
Messenger RNA from Ascoidea rubescens DSM 1968, 1401 nucleotides. RefSeq names its product glycosyltransferase family 91 protein. Lineage: Eukaryota; Fungi; Ascomycota; Saccharomycetes; Ascoideales; Ascoideaceae. The record is from RefSeq and is a predicted model, not a curated record. Bases 1 to 1401 code for a protein of 466 amino acids. Gene Ontology annotation, molecular function: mannosyltransferase activity. The transcript is spliced from 2 exons.